Maniola jurtina (meadow brown) is the source of this 736-nucleotide messenger RNA. RefSeq lists its product as uncharacterized. The coding region runs from base 226 to 552 and encodes 108 amino acids. The record is from RefSeq and is a predicted model, not a curated record. The transcript is spliced from 5 exons. Lineage: Eukaryota; Metazoa; Arthropoda; Insecta; Lepidoptera; Nymphalidae.
GUUAAUUAUAUAGAUAAUAAUAAUAAUAUCGAUUAGCACACCUAUUGAUCUGUGGUGACAUUAUUAUCGAUAUGAAAACAUGAACUCAAAAAAGCUACCCUAUAUGUUUAUGUUAUUAUUGGUCUGUGGAUAUGGUGUUGGUCUGUACUCUGUGGGUUGUCUAAGUUUUGUUAUGAUAUCCAAGUGAGUGCCGGCGAAACUACUUUACGAAACGUAAAAAGCAAUAUGGGUAACAAAAAAAACCGCUGGUGGAAAAGUUGCUGGGCAACAAAAAAUAAGUAUGAAAAAAUAAAAGAGCCCCCUCUCCAGGCGGUCGUGGCAGAGUUGGUGAGGACCAUGAAGACGAUGUCGGAGCAGCUGGCGGCCGUUGAGACGGCCUUGAAAGAGAUGGCUGAUCCGCCAUACCCCCGGCUCAGAGAGCCAAAAUUCGUACCACCCAAUUAUGGGUAUGUGGUUAUGAGCCGGGGGAGGCCACCAGCUGCUCCGUCAUCUCCUCUUCAUGUGGAGGUGGAAGUGCACGUGGAGUGCCACGCCGCCCUGAAAGCCUCCUGAUGAAUCCCUCCACGAGAGAAAUCACCAAUGAAUUUAUUGAAUUGAAUCAGAUUUUAUUAUAUCAGCCUCGAAGACGAAGUACGAUGUGCGUUCUGCAAGGUGGAAAUCAUGCAUUGGAUGGAAGGCGAGGAUCCCGCCAAUGUUCACCAGCGCUAUACUUUUUUAGGGUUCCGUACCUCAAAAG